AUGGUUCUCUCAACUUCUCAACCAACUUGCGACAAAAAGAUAAUCGAGAAGGUUUUUCGGAUACUCUUGAUUGUCAACAUAAAAUUUCCUUCUCAUUUCGAUCAAACGGAAGUUGAACUAGUCGGAUUUAAACAGUCGGAACUCACUUUUUACAGUAAUCUGAAAAAAAUCGACAAUAUUUCAUCGAGUUUUGAUCAGGAAUCAAGAAUUUCGAUUCGAACAAUGAAUUACUCUGAAAACGGAACGAAUGCAAACCAACAUGAUUUGCUUCAAACAGACGAAAUUGUGAAGAAUUUGGAGACGAAUCUAAUUUUUGUGCCAUAUCCACUUUUCUCAAAAUGUAAACUUUGA
This is a messenger RNA of Caenorhabditis briggsae, 351 nucleotides long. Lineage: Eukaryota; Metazoa; Nematoda; Chromadorea; Rhabditida; Rhabditidae. The transcript has 3 exons. The record is from RefSeq and is a predicted model, not a curated record. The coding region runs from base 1 to 351 and encodes 116 amino acids.